Trichoderma harzianum CBS 226.95 is the source of this 1198-nucleotide messenger RNA. RefSeq lists its product as hypothetical. The transcript is spliced from 4 exons. Gene Ontology annotation, biological process: mycotoxin biosynthetic process. The coding region runs from base 64 to 1077 and encodes 337 amino acids. NCBI's taxonomy places the organism in Eukaryota, Fungi, Ascomycota, Sordariomycetes, Hypocreales, Hypocreaceae. The record is from RefSeq and is a predicted model, not a curated record.
GAUUAUUCCACCGACACUUGCUCCUUACCUGUCUUCCAUCUCAGUUAUCAAUCCACGGAAAAAAUGCCAAUCUUACAACAACGAAAUUUCCCAAGGGAAUCCAGGGAAUUUCUGGAUCGUGAUAAAGACUUCCACAGCAGCAAUGGCUCAGAGGACGAGAUGCUAUUAGGAUCCAGGACCCCCGUUGACUUUGUCCCUAUUCCCGAGCAACCGAGGCGGUUCUCAAAUACCUGCAUGGUCUCUCUCAUAGUUGUCAACAUCAUACUUCUUCUGCUCAAUGCCGCUUGCUUUCUUUCGGUGACGGUAAGGGGAGCGCAAUGGGUCAACCGCACGCUUUCGGCGGUUGGACUAGGACGAGAUAAUCACGUCGCGAUACAGAUUCUGUCACCAUCACCGGCAGAGGAAGUCGUAGAGUAUCAGCUUCGUCGAUUCACUGAUGUAAUGAGCACUGGAGACUUAGAUCGAAUGUUCGUUGGCGAUGCAGGCGAAAAGACGGACAAAUUGUGGGAUGACAUAAUAGAUGAGGACAAAUACUUCGCAGUUGACCACGAUACUUUUGUGCGAGUCAACGGCAAUCCCGACACGGGUGUUCGUCUGCCGGGGGAGAAUUCAGACAAGUUCAUUGGGAGUCUUCAAUGGGCUCAUCAGUUGCACUGUUUGAACAUAAUUCGGCAGUCUACGUGGUUCGACAUUGGCCAUUAUAGGCACAUGCACCAUUUCCGCAACAAGACUGAUGAAGUUAUCAUAGCUCACACAAAACACUGUCUAGACAGGAUCCGACAGGUACUCCAGUGUAAUGGCGACACGUCGAUUCUGACUUACAACUGGAUCAGGGGCUAUGAGAUGCCAAAGGUGGCGCCAAUGACUCUGCAGAGCUGUCAGAACUUGGAUCGCUUGAGAGAGUGGCAAGACAUGAAUGAUAUCAGCCAUCUCAUUACACACCUAGAGAGGCCAAACUGGGUGAUGAGUUCUGACCCAGAGGUGAAGACGCCCAAUGGAGGCCGUAAGGGGCCAGCGGAGGUGCAACAUCCGCCCAUUCAGAGUAACAUAACUAGAUCUAUGCAUAAAGAUACUUGAGACAUGUGAAUGACGCUCGUUAUACACAUGCCGAGGGCUGCAGUCGUAAUACAUAACUUUUAGAGGUUCUAACAACGUGCUUCAAUAGCCGUUUUUCUUUAUAAACAAUGUAUCAUCUCAU